Coniophora puteana RWD-64-598 SS2 is the source of this 1770-nucleotide messenger RNA. RefSeq lists its product as uncharacterized. The transcript has 4 exons. The record is from RefSeq and is a predicted model, not a curated record. The coding region runs from base 1 to 1431 and encodes 476 amino acids. Lineage: Eukaryota; Fungi; Basidiomycota; Agaricomycetes; Boletales; Coniophoraceae.
AUGUCACCCCAGCCAGAUCACGUUGACCACCUCUUCUCCCGGCCCUCCGUGUACGAGACCCUCUUUUCCAUGCUCUCCCCGAGGGAGUCGAUCCAAGUUUCGCGAUCCUGUCAAGCUGCUCACGACGCCUACUUGAACUUCACUCAUCGCGCCUACGACAUCAACCGCCACCUCUUCUACUUCUUCUCCGACCCCGUAGCCUUCCGCUCCCUCCAAGCUCGCACCGGGACAUUGAUAUCGGGUUCCGAUGCACUGCAGUUUCUGGAGAGGACCGUGUAUCCUGGGUCCAACCUCAAUAUCUACACUCACCCCGGUCAUACUCUUGAAGUCUUAGAUUGGCUAGUCAACGCCGAGGGGUAUCGCUACGCGCCCUUUCCACGUCGUCCACGAAACUAUCGCGACGAUGUCAAGCCAUGGGACCCUCAGCAGAGCUCGAUGCGAUGGAAUACAUGGGUCCGCGACAACGGUACCGGGGAAAACGGUCUAGGAAAGAUCUACCCCUUUACCAAAGUGUCGGGUUACGGAGGCGAGAGGCUGAGAGUGCAGGUCAUGGAAGCUCAUAUGAGUCCUUUCAUUGCGAUCACUUCAUUCUACUCCACCUGUACGAUGAAUAUCAUCGCGUUCGACUGCGCAUACUCCCUAUAUCCCGUUCAGACCUUCGAAGAUCGAGAAACUCUCGUGACGUCGAAGGAGAUCGACAAAUCCCACAUUGACAAGUACACCCGUAGAGGCUGGAGCGUCGUCCGAGUGCCGUUCUGCCCCGCCGACGCCCGCUACAAGACAUCGAGAUGGCAACCUGCUGCAUUCCGAACGCCGCUAGAUUCGAGGACCUGGAGAGUUCGCCUGGACAUGACCGGCGUCGAAACGCGCCCAUCCCUAAAUCCCCCUCCCUUGUCCACUAGCCUCCCAUGGGACCCUGUCGUAGCGAACAGUUGGGAGCUCAAUACCCUGGAUGCAUGCCAGAAAGGCGCUGCUUUGCCCGAUCACUCGGACUGUACUCAGCCGGCGAUGACUUGUCAUCACUCGCAGCUUCACUCUGGGUUCUUCCGCUAUACCUACGCUGUCGCCGAUGCUGCCCUCCCGAUGUUCAUAGACCAGUACGGCAACGAUGAUAUACGUAGGAAUCCUCAGGCAUGGCUCGACGCAGAGUUUCCGAGAUAUGUUCAAAAAGCGCUCGGCGAGCUCUUUCGGAUGUCAGGAGGAGACACAUUUCCUGCGAUCAGCGAGCAGAUGGCCUACCUGUCUAACUUGCUCCCAAAUCGCCAAGCGUCAUCCUCGUCCAUGCAGCAACCCAUAUCUGUCUCGACGCCGUCUCCAGCACCCCUAUCUCGGCCAUCGCAGAUCACUCCCGAUAGCCGCACCUCGAACGCACCUUCAUUGAAGCAUAAUCUUGCACAAGCGCUGCCUCGCCUUCGGGGCAUGUUCGAGUAACUCUGUCAUUGGACCUUGGUUUACGUUGUGUCAGUCUCAUGUUUAUAGCCAUCGAACUUCGUCCAUCCCUUCUUUCGCCCGUUCUCCUGUAUCUAUCAUUGUUCAAACUUCGAAGUCAAUGGUAAUUUCUUUAGCACCUGUGCACUUCUAACACUGAGACCAUUCAUUUUCGUAUACGCUGAUCAUAACGUUGACCAGGAUGAUCCCUAUGCUGCUAAAAGCUCUUGAAGGUAGCGGCUUCCUCCACGGUGUUCCAUCGCUCCCUUCCUUUCAUCUAUCCAUAGCUUGGCAUGUCGCGCCGGCCGGGCUCCGUUUAUCAGAUCUUGUCAUUGAUACCGG